GUCACCUCAUGCACGGAUUUCAAGCAGCCUCUGCUUCGAGCAGAAACCCAGCAGCAGCAGCAGCAGCUUGUGGCUCCCUCCAUUUCCCAAGUGGAGGCUAAAGAGGAGGAAAAUGACACUCAGCUUCCCUCCAUCCUGGACGAUGACAUGGAGCCUUCAUUGGAUUGGGAUGACUUCCAGCCUCCAUCUGCUUGGGAAGUCAACAUUCAGCCUCCCUCUGGCCUGGAAGAUGCCAGUGAAUCUGCCUCUUUUGUGGCAUUGUGGCCUGGACAUUCUGACAGCAGCCCAGACCAGGAAUCAGAGGACAGAGAGGAGUGGAGCCUGAGCAAAUUGAGGAGCAUUGUGAGCGUGGGGGAGCCUGGCAAGAGAUACAGAGAAUUGGAGGAAAUUGGCCAAGGGGCUUUUGGAACUCUUUACAGAGCAUUUGACACUGGCAGAGGAGCAGAGGUGGCCAUCAAGAAAAUGAAUCUCAGAGACCAGAAUAAGGACCGAGCCGUGAAUGAGCUCCUGGUGACAAGGGAGCAUAAAAAUCCCAACAUUGUCAACUACUUAGACAGCUACCUUGUCGAUGAGGAUCUCUGGCUGGUCAUGGAAUAUGUGAACGGAGUGACGCUGCAGGCUGUGGUUAGAGAGAUCAGGCUGUCUGAAGGAGAGAUAGCAGCUGUCAGUCGGGAGUGCCUGAAAGCCCUGGCUUUCCUUCAUUCCAAGCAAGUCAUCCACAGGAAUGUGAAAAGUUCCAACAUCCUGCUGGGAAUGGAUGGAUCUGUGAAGCUGGGUGAUUUUGGCCUGUCCGCUCAACUCUCUCCCGUGCUCAGUCAACGCAGCUCCAUGGUGGGGACUGCUCAGUGGAUGGCCCCAGAAGUUGUGUGCAGACGUGCUUACGGUCCCAAGGUGGACAUCUGGUCCCUUGGGAUCGUGGCAGUGGAGAUGGUUGAAGGAGAACCACCCUAUUUCAAGCAAACCCCAGCCAUAGCUCGCUGUCUGAUCCGGGAGAAUGGGACCCCACAGCUGCAGAAGCCCAGGAGCCAGUCAGCCUUCCUGCGUGACUUCCUGGAGUGCUGCCUGGAGGUGGAGGAGGAGUGCCGCUGGUCUGCCGAGGAUCUGCUGCAGCAUUCAUUUUUAUCCUCAGCCAAGCCCCUCUCCAGCCUGACUGCUCUGAUUGUCGCAGCAAAGAAAUUGAGGGAGCAGCGGCGAUGCAGCGCUUAA
Molecule: messenger RNA, 1206 nt
Organism: Acanthisitta chloris (rifleman)
Lineage: Eukaryota; Metazoa; Chordata; Aves; Passeriformes; Acanthisittidae
Product: serine/threonine-protein kinase PAK 3-like
Exons: 10
Biological process (GO): regulation of axonogenesis; protein phosphorylation; regulation of MAPK cascade
Cellular component (GO): cytoplasm
Molecular function (GO): ATP binding; protein serine/threonine kinase activity
Source: RefSeq, a predicted model, not a curated record